This is a messenger RNA of Pichia kudriavzevii, 3252 nucleotides long. RefSeq lists its product as uncharacterized. Gene Ontology annotation, molecular function: tRNA binding; small GTPase binding. Bases 1 to 3252 code for a protein of 1083 amino acids. The record is from RefSeq and is a predicted model, not a curated record. The transcript has a single exon. Gene Ontology annotation, biological process: tRNA re-export from nucleus. Gene Ontology annotation, cellular component: cytoplasm; nuclear matrix; nuclear pore. NCBI's taxonomy places the organism in Eukaryota, Fungi, Ascomycota, Pichiomycetes, Pichiales, Pichiaceae.
AUGGAAGAGCAAAUUCAACAGGCUGUCGAAAUAGCAAACAGUCCCUCAAGUGAUCCAGUUAUAAAAGAGCAAGCAUUAUCAUUUGUCAGUCAAAUAAAAUCUUCUACUAAUGGAUGGCAACCAUGUUUAAAAAUUUUACAGUUGGAUACAGCAUCAACUAACUCCAAGUUCUUUGCACUUCAAGUUAUAUGUGAAAGGUUGCCGCUUUUAUCUGACAGUGAAAAGAUUUCUUUAAAGGAUAUGAUAUUUAACUAUUUAUCUUCCUUGAUCUCACAGAAUAAAGUGGAACCUAUUUUUCUAAGAAAUGCCCUGUCCAAGACCCUUGGACUACUUUUUGUUCACUGUACUCUGAACUGUUAUGCUACAUUAGUUAAAGAUGUUUUAUCACUAGCGUAUAAUGGCUCCACUUUUAAUGAUAUUGCGACUGACUAUUAUGUUAGAACUUUAUCGGUUAUACAUCAAGAGAUAGGUGAUCAAAUGAUUACAAGGGAUAAUCGAUCACAAGAUCAACACAAUUUGUUGAAGGACUCAAUCAGAGCAAACGAUAUGCUUGAUAUGACAUCCGUGUGGAAAAAAAUUUUGGGACAUUAUACAAGCGAUGCUGUUGUGAACAGAUCAUUGGCUGAUGAAAUUAUCAACAACACAAUUAUAUGUAUCGGAUCUUUUGUGUCAUGGAUUGAAAUCAAUUUGAUUUUAGACGAGCAAUAUAUGUCAUUUUUGUAUCAGUUUUUGGGUGAAGGAACCAAUGCCAAAAGAAGAGCAAUUACGGCAAACACUUUCAAUGAAAUUCUACACAAAAAAAUGCCACCAAGCAAAAAAUUAGAACUGAUUAAUUUUCUUAACCUUGGAGGUAUUCUAAACCAGCUGAAUAUUAAUUCAAAUGCCAUUGAGUUUGAUGUUUCUAUGGCUCUAGCUAAAUUGGUGAAUCAAAUUGGUGAAGAGUCUAUUACAGUGCUCGAUAAAUGCUCACCAGCAGAAUUGGGAAGCGCUGAUUUUAGAAGUUUGGCAUGUUCCAAGAUUCUUGAGAUUUUUCCGUUGAUCUUUGAGUUUUUAUCAAACGAAUUUGAUGAUAUCUCUUUAGAGGUUUUUCCAUUCAUUUCCAAUUUCCUUUUACUUUUAAAGAAGAACAUCACUAAUGAAACUAUUGACCUGUCUGCUAUCAACAAUGAUGAAAUUUUAACAACUUUGUCGAAAAACAUCAUUUUAAAGCUGAAGUUUGAUGAAGACGACGACGGUGACGAUGAUGAUACCAUUGAGCAGUUCAAUGAAAUUAGGUCGAAAUUAAGUGUCUUUUUAGACUCCAUUGUUUUGCUAAACGAAACAUUGGCAUUAGAGGUUAUAAUCAAUUGUAUUAACGAGUUUCUAUUCUCUAAGAUUGGUGAUGCAGGUUCUCAACCUGACUGGAGAACAAUCGAAUUGGGCCUGUACGUUCUCACAUAUUAUAGUGAUAUGUUAAGGAACAAUGUGAUGAAUUUGCCAAAGACAAUGAUCAACAAUUCGAGACCUUACUUUGUAUUUAAUGAGAUGUUAUGCAAAGUCAUUACUAGUUCUACACAGAUUCUAAUCAAUCAUCCAUUGAUCCAACUCUCAUUUUUUGAAUUACUUCUAAAACACUACACCUUUUUCAAUAACAAUAACAUUCAAGUUGAAGGCGUAAACAAAGAGGAUAUUUUGCUGAAAGUUUUGAAUAUUUUCAUUUCUAAUUUUGGUGUUUUCAGUGAGAACGAUAAGGUUAAAUAUAGAUCAUGGUACUUGUUUCACAGAUUUGUUAAAAUGACCAGACCAAAGGUAGGUGAUUUUAUUAUUGAAGAGUUGAUCAAAUCGUUACUCCCAUUGUUAUCAUUUGAUUUUCAAAUUGUUUCGAAUAAAAAUAAAUUAUUAUCUAACGACCCUUCGGCUGCAUUAUUUGAUCUAGAUAUGACAUUAAUUGAAGAGUCUGGCUCAUUUGAAAGUCAAUUACAUGUUUUUGAAAGUGUUGGUUUAUUGAUCACUUUAGUAUCCAGCGAUGAUGGAAGAAUCAAUAUACUUGAAAAUGUGUUGCAACCGAUGUUCACAUCAUUAGAGGCAGCAAUUACCAAGCUCUCCUCAUCACAAUUAGAAAUUGUAGGUUUGGUCCAAGUUCAUCACUAUUUAAUUGCAAUGGGUAAUAUCUUAAAGGGGUUCGAGAGCUUAAGAGGCCAACAGUUCGAUCAAAGUAAGAUCUUAAAUGUUUUAAACCAAGUCUCUCAAGUCAUUCUUAUUACACUGGAAAAUUUCAUUGACUUUAACAUCAUCCGAGAAGCCAUCCAAUUUUGUAUAGUCAGACUAUACAUAAUUCUCAAUAAUAAUAACCAUAGUGAGAAGGAACUAUUACAGUCAAUCUUAUCCAAGUUUAUUUCAUGUAUCAUGCUCAAUUUUGAAAAAUUAAAAGUCCUGGAAAUUAUUAGUUUUAUCAACUUUGUUUCUCAAAUAUUCUAUCAAUCAUCAACAGAUGAAAGUUCUUACAUUUUAUUAUCUUCUUUAUUGGCUCCACUGUUGUCUAAGAUUUUCAUGAAAGUUGAAAACGACAAGAAUAAGGUGACUGACGAAUUUAGUAAGCAGGAAGUCCUUGAUUUACAAAGGUCUGUUAUGUCAAUGCUUAUUGCUAUUUCCAAUGACCAUUUGAAUUCAUUAUGGCUAGCCAAUGAAGAUAAUAAGGCCAUGUUAAUCAAUGUUAUUAAUACUAUGCUCUCCUACUCCUACAAUCACCAAGGAACCGAUUUAUCAAUAGUUAAGUUAUCCAUUCUUGUUUUAAACAUGUUAUGUCAAGGUUUAGGUAGUGGUAUUGUCGUUGAUCCACAGGAUAACUUCAGAAGCGAUAAUAACAAGUUUGAACAAGUUAAUGAAUUGUUGAUCAAUAACAGUAUUUUAUUAGUUGCAGAAUUAGGGUUGAAGGUUCCUGCUGCAAAUAAAAAUCUAUUGAAGGAUGCCCAGUUCAGAAACAACAUUACUUUAGAAGUUUGUAGACUUCUGAAAGGUAUUGCACAUAUUGGCUUUGAGUAUCCCGACUCAAAUACAUUACAGAAGAAGAAGUCUGAAAAUGCCACCGAUUCAAACAAAUUUACACCGUUACCUGUUGGUUUUAAUGAAGAAACAUGCCAACAAAUAUCAAAUACCUUAGUUGGUAAUUUUGGGUUUCCAUCCGAACUGGCGGCACAACUAGUUCAAACUCUAGUUUCUACUACAGACAGAAACUUUAUGAAAUACCUUAUAGACCUAGUUGAGAAGUUCUAG